This is a messenger RNA of Dermacentor albipictus, 1099 nucleotides long. NCBI's taxonomy places the organism in Eukaryota, Metazoa, Arthropoda, Arachnida, Ixodida, Ixodidae. The record is from RefSeq and is a predicted model, not a curated record.
CGCGCGGCGGCGGAGAAAUCGUCGUUCGCUGCCGAUCUAGCUGGCGCAGAAAAGUUCGUCGGGCGGCGACGAUACCGGAAGCGGCAAACGAGCGGCGUCCCAAAGCGAGCCAAUCAGGUCUCACUAUCCGAAACGACUUCCGUAUACGCUUCGCCGCUUGUCCGUGCAUUCCGAUCCCGCUCUAUCGUUCACGCCGGUCUCCCGCUUUUCGCAUUCAUGGAAUCCAAAGCGGCGCGGCUGGAAUUUAACGAGAAGUUAAUUUCGGCUGUUCAGAAGCGUGCCAUCCUGUGGGACUGCAGUCGCUAUGACUACAAAGAUCAAAGGAAGAAGGCUCAGGCGUGGGAAGAAGUUGCCGCCGAAAUAGGAUGCGACCUGCAAGAAAAAAAUCUACAGGCUAGGUGGAAGAGCCUGCGGGAUACAUUCACGAAAAAGUACCGGGUGCACAAACACGGCGCCCCGAGUGGCUCAGCUGCAAGUGACGCGAAGGGAAUCAAUGAUGCAAGCGUGAGCUGGCCUUAUUUCACCUUGCUGAAGUUCUUAAAAGAUCAGGCGGAAGUGGCCAGUACCAUAUCCAACAUUUCUCAGCCGGCUGCGACUGAAACCGCUGAGGAAGUGUUCGAGAGAUUGUACAACACUGGAGGUAAAAGUUACGGCUGGAGUUAUUAAUCAUUAGAGUCAGUGCUGAGGAUGUUUACGCUCCUUUGGCUUUUUCUUUUGUCCAGGAGCGCAGGAACAACAGGAGGACGAGAUUUGCAUUGCCCCUACAAGCUUCGUAGAAGAAAGUAGUGUUGAGGCAAAGACGUCGAAUAGUGACGACACAGCAGCAUUACACUCCAGCUCCAUAAAACUUGUAUCAGAACCUCCGAGGAGGAGGCGAGCCCAGAAGGCAAACAGGGGUACGUGGGAACAAGAACUGGACAGAGUUGACGCCCAAAUAGUCGCUAACAGCGACAAAGGAGCCUUGUACGGACAGCUGUUGGCAGAAAAGUUUCGCUCUUGCCCUAAAAGGCUAAAGUCACAAAUGGAACUUGAACUCUUAGAUUUUUUAAAGAAAUACACGUUCGAAGAACCUCAAUAAAAACCUCAUGCAUACAGGUGU